AUUUAAUUUUAGUUUUUCCAACGAAAGUCAAUUUAGUGUAUUACAUGGAAGUGACAUUUCUUUAACUAUUAUCAACAUCCACUAAAUCUUAAUAAAUUGGGAAAAGAAGCAAUACACUUCCAACUAUUUAUUCCCUUUGGUAAAACCUUUUGAAAAGAAACUAUUCCCCUUACAGGUUUAAAAUAUAUAUUAUGUCACAAGCUUAAAAGAAACUAAUAUGAAACUUGAAAGUACCUAAAAGAGCAAAAAAACAAAAAAACAAAAGAGAAACUAUAAAAAGAGAAUUAUCUUCAAAAAAAAACUAUAAAAAGAGAAUCGCAAUAAUAAAAAUGGUAUUUAAAAUUAAGAAAGUUGCAUUUUGAUUUGAUGUGGUUAGUUAGCCGGCGGAGGAGUUCAGAUUGGGCCAAAACUCUCCACGUGGUUGAGCAUUUGUGAGCAUGAUGUGCCACGUGGAUUCAUAUAACCAAUGAUUAACGUGGAAGACAUUAAAUGCUUCUAUUAGGUUAGUAAUAAUAACGAACCAGUGGGAUUAAUUAUAAGUGGAUAACAUUUAGUUAGCAAGAAAAACAAAACACAAUUAAAUUGCAAUAACAUAGAAAACUAUUUGAAUAGAUGUAUAUGUAAUAUGUAUAGUGGAGAAGUUGAGAAUCUAUAAAGAAAAAAACAAACAAAGAGUAUGUUUAUUGUAAGUCUCUUAAAAGUUAAGAGAUCAUAUCUUGUAUUAUGAUGAGAAAUCUAAUCUAAAAGACCUACAAUAAAUAUGAUCUGAAAGUAUUUUUAUCGCAGGGGUUGACGGAAGGUUUUUAGUGUAAACCUCACAAAAAAAGCAAAAAAACCGUUGCUUAAAGCCCCCAAAUAAGCAACAAUUUAAAUGGGUUUCUUGCACUAUUUUCGGAUUCCACUGACACGUGACGGUUCGCGAUUGAUUCACUUUUUAAUUUUUAAUUUUUUCUAAUUAGACAAAAGAAAGGAAAAUAAGAAUUCCAAAUGGGUUUGAUGAGAUAAAGAUGCUCUAAGAAACUAUUAUAUAUGUCAAUACAAUCCCUUCUAAAGGGUUAGUUAUUUCUUCAUAUGUUUCGACGCAUUGGAUUAUACAUUUAAUAACCAACAAAAUUUAUACUAUUUUUCUUCUAACAUACAUGUAUACCUCAGUUUAUUUAGCGCAAUCACCGAAGAAAAGAAUAUUUCAAAAUCCGUUCCCAUGAUCCCAUCAACAUAACAAAACAUCUAAAUAUAUAACAAGCACGAGUAAAAAGUACUACUACGUUAUAUGAGUACCAUUAUUACCAUAUGUAGUAUGUACUAUGCCAUGCAUAUAUAAACCUAUCAUACGUACUAUUUAAACUCGUCAAAUUUGCGGAAGUAUAAUACGGACUGGACCAAACGAUCAGUAAACACACCUAUCACUCAUUAUCUUUUGGUCCAGACUUCAAUUUAUUACUCUUUCACAUCAGUAAAUUUCAAGUAAAUUUUAUAAUUAAAAUAGACGGGAAUCAACAUCAAGAACCAGUAAUCAGAUUGCGGGGUGAUCAAUUAAAUUAUCAGCAAAAAAAUGUAAACAAAGACGGCAAAUAUAUGAUUAAUGAUUUUUGUGAGAUACUAUUUUCUAAGUUACACAUAAUACAACAAGAGAAUCGAAUAAUUCUAUUGAAAAAGGUGUAAAUAAUGUUUAUGUAUUUCACAUUUCAAGCAAAAGCAUAUGACAAAAGUUAGGUCCUAAAUAAACUAUUGCGUACAAAUUAUUCUCAGUGAUAAAAAUAACCAGUCCUAAGAAGACGCAAACCACAUGCAUCCUCCUAAUAACUGGACUCCUAUAAAUACACACAUCUUCUCCCUCCAAAUCCAAACCAACAGAUCUCAUUUAACAUACAACAACAACAAAAACAUUCAACUUCACUACCUAUACUCUCAAAUUGAUCAAAAAACCCACCCCAAACAUACUUAUCAAACCCACUUCAAAAAAUGGAGAAUAAUAUGUUUAGCCUAAUGGCAAGUGAAGAAUAUUCAUCAGACCGUCGGUGUAUUUGGGUCAACGGUCCGGUUAUCGUCGGUGCCGGUCCGUCCGGUUUAGCAACAGCAGCUUGUGUACGUGAUGAAGGAGUCCCAUUCGUCGUGGUCGAAAGAUCAGACUGCAUAGCUUCACUAUGGCAAAAAAGAACAUACGACAGACUCAAGCUUCACUUGCCCAAGAAGUUUUGCCAAUUACCAAAAAUGCCCUUCCCUGAUCACUACCCUGAAUACCCAACAAAACGACAGUUCAUCGACUACCUUGAGUCCUACGCAAGUCAUUUCAAGAUUAAACCGGAGUUUAAUAAAUCAGUCGAGUCUGCUCGGUUUGAUGAAACCAGCGGGUUGUGGAGGGUUAGGACGACUUCUGCCGGAGAGGAGAUGGAGUAUAUUUGCCGGUGGUUGGUGGUGGCGACGGGAGAAAACGCCGAACAAGUUGUGCCGGAGAUUAACGGGCUUAAGACGGAGUUCAACGGAGAAGUGAUCCACGCUUGUGAGUAUAAGUCCGGCGAGAAGUUUAGAGGGAAAAGAGUUCUUGUCGUGGGAUGUGGAAACUCAGGCAUGGAAGUGUCUCUUGAUCUUGCUAAUCACAAUGCUAUUACUUCCAUGGUCGUUCGUAGCUCGGUUCAUGUGUUGCCGAGAGAAAUAAUGGGGAAAUCAACAUUUGGAAUCUCAGUGAUGUUAAUGAAGUGGCUACCUCUAUGGCUAGUAGACAAGCUUAUACUGAGCUUAUCAUGGCUGGUUCUUGGAAGCUUAUCAAACUACGGGCUUAAGAGGCCCAACAUAGGCCCAAUGGAGCUGAAAAGCAAGACGGGAAAGACGCCGGUUCUCGACAUCGGUGCACUGGAGAAGAUAAAGUCCGGCGACGUAGAAAUCGUCCCUGCGAUCAAACGGUUCUCACGAAGCCACGUGGAGCUCGUAGAUGGACGAAAGUUAGAUGUUGAUGCGGUGGUUCUAGCCACCGGUUAUCGCAGCAACGUCCCUUCUUGGCUUCAUGAAAGUGAGUUCUUUUCGAAGAACGGGUUCCCGAAGUCACCAUUUCCACAAGCUUGGAAAGGGAAGUCGGGUUUAUAUGCGGCUGGAUUCACGAGGAAAGGGCUGGCCGGAGCAUCUGCGGAUGCUGUUAACAUAGCUCAAGAUAUUGGUAAUGUGUGGAGAGAAGAGACUAAGCGACAGAAGAUGAGAAGAAAUGUAGGUCACCGCAGAUGUAUCUCAGUUGCUUGAGCUUCAAGUUACUAUGCUUAUUUGUAAAAAAGAAAGAUACUAAAAUGAAAGAUAGAGUCAAGAGAGCACUCUACUGAAGUCCCUGACAGUGUUUUGUAAUUAUACAGCUGUAUGGACGUUUUGUAUAAUUAGGAUGACAUGGCUUUUAAACAUAUACUUCAUUUUGUAAUAGGUUUUCGCAGUGGUCUAUAAAUUAGUGUAAUCAAACCUAAACAAAACGAUUUUUUUCAGAAUGAUUAUUUCUAAAAGUCGGUUUACACACUUAAGAAAUCGGUCUAAUUACCCGUCUAAUCAAUAAUUUUAUAUAAAGCGCCUAACUAGCAUUGUUGUGAUCUUAUAAAGUAUCUUCUUUAGUAGUUGACAAUGAUGAAAGUCACAAAAAAAAAACAUAAUGAUAACUUCAAACAAGAUUCAGCCUAAAGCAAGUUCAGCA
Messenger RNA from Brassica rapa (field mustard), 3664 nucleotides. RefSeq names its product probable indole-3-pyruvate monooxygenase YUCCA9. Lineage: Eukaryota; Viridiplantae; Streptophyta; Magnoliopsida; Brassicales; Brassicaceae. Gene Ontology annotation, biological process: auxin biosynthetic process. Gene Ontology annotation, molecular function: flavin adenine dinucleotide binding; N,N-dimethylaniline monooxygenase activity; NADP binding. The record is from RefSeq and is a predicted model, not a curated record.